Molecule: messenger RNA, 213 nt
Organism: Macrosiphum euphorbiae (potato aphid)
Lineage: Eukaryota; Metazoa; Arthropoda; Insecta; Hemiptera; Aphididae
Source: the annotation of a GenBank genome assembly
AUGGAAUCGUCAAAUAUGCCGAAAAGUCAACGAAUUAAUGAUCGUGAAAUCGGAAAGGAACUUCCUCGUGACUUUGAUGAUAGUGACCUGAGUAGUUUUAGUGAAUUUGAUGAUUCAGAUGCCGAUAAAGAUUUUCAUGCAUCAUCAGAGAGUACAGACGGUUCCAGUAGUGGUAAGAAACAUUUAUGCUGUGGUAUCACCCGUAUUGGAUAA